AUGGCUAGCACCUACAAGCCAAAGAACAUUCUUAUCACAGGUGCAGCAGGUUUCAUUGCAUCGCAUGUAUGCAACAGAAUAGUUCAUAACUACCCCGAUUACAAAAUUGUUGUUCUUGACAAGCUUGAUUACUGUUCAAAUCUGAAGAACCUUAUUCCUUCACGUUCAUCUCCAAAUUUCAAGUUCAUCAAGGGAGACAUUGGAAGUGCUGACUUGGUCAACUACAUUCUUCUCACUGAGUCUAUUGAUACCAUAAUGCACUUUGCAGCACAAACUCAUGUUGAUAACUCUUUUGGUAACAGCUUUGAGUUCACUAAAAACAACAUUUAUGGCACACAUGUUCUUCUAGAAGCUUGCAAAGUCUCUGGUGGUCAAGUGAAGAGGUUUAUUCAUGUGAGCACUGAUGAGGUUUAUGGUGAGACAGAAGAGGAUGCAGUUGUGGGAAACCAUGAGGCUUCUCAGCUAUUACCAACCAAUCCAUAUUCUGCCACAAAAGCUGGUGCUGAAAUGCUUGUAAUGGCAUAUGGUAGAUCAUAUGGAUUGCCUGUUAUAACCACCAGAGGGAACAAUGUUUAUGGGCCUAAUCAGUUUCCUGAAAAGUUGAUACCAAAAUUUUUGCUCUUAGCCAUGAAGGGAAGGACUCUUCCAAUUCACGGUGAUGGGUCUAAUGUUAGGAGUUAUCUCUAUUGUGAAGAUGUUGCUGAGGCUUUUGAGAUCAUUCUCCACAGGGGUGAGGUUGGACAUGUUUAUAACAUUGGGACAAAGAAGGAAAGAAGAGUGAUUGAUGUGGCUAGGGACAUAUGUAGGCUUUUUAAUUUGGAUCCUGAUACACAUGUAAAGUUUGUGGAGAAUAGGCCUUUCAAUGAUCAAAGGUACUUCUUGGAUGAUGAGAAGCUGAAGAAUUUGGGGUGGUUUGAAAACACUACUUGGGAAGAGGGUCUAAGAAAAACCAUGGAUUGGUAUGUUAAGAAUCCGGAUUGGUGGGGCGAUGUUUCUGGUGCUUUGCUUCCUCAUCCAAGAAUGCUCACUAUGCCAGGAAUUGAGAAGUACUAUGAUGGCACUGAUGUGACCAAAAAUUCUUCCAAUCUUGAUCAGAAUACAGUGGUGGUGCCAACUAUGAGGAACAAAAAUGUGUCACCAUACAAGCCUUCUUUGAAGUUCUUGAUAUAUGGUGGUGCAGGGUGGAUUGGAGGGCUUCUAGGAAACAUUUGUGAGAAGCAAGGGAUACCCUUUGAGUAUGGUACAGGGGGUUUGGGUGACAGAUCACAAAUCUUGGUUGACAUUAGGACCAUUAAACCAACUCAUGUUUUCAAUGCCUCUAGUGUUAGUGGUGCACUAAAUGUGAAAUGGUUUGAAGCUCAUAAACCAGAAACCAUACAUGCCAUUGUUAGUGUGUUAACGUUGGCAGAUGUUUGUAGAGAGCAUGGUCUCCCCAUGAUGAAUUAUGCCUUUGGUGGUAAUUUUGAAGUCACAACAAAUUCCACUGAUUCUUUCUAUUUUAAGACACAAGCCAAGGUUGAAGAGUUUCUAAAGGAAUAUGAAAAUGUGUGCACCUUGAGAAUCCAAUUGCCAGUGUCAUCUGAUCUCAGCAACCCACAUAACUUCAUCACUAAGAUAACAAGGUCAGAUAAAGUGGCUAACAUUCCAAACAGCAUCACUGUUUUGGAUGAGCUUCUACCUAUUUCAAUUGAGAUGGCUAAAAGGAAUUGUAGGGGCAUUUGGAACUUCACAAAUCCUGGUAUUGUGACAUGCAAUGAGAUUCUUGAAAUGUACAAGAAUUAUGUUGACCCUAGUUUUAUGUGGGUUAAUUUUACACUUGAACAACAGGCUCAUUUCCAUUCUCCAAGCACUAAUGAAAUUGAUGCAUCAAAAUUGAAGGAGGAAUUUCCUGAGCUGUUGCCAAUCAAGGACUCAUUGGUUAAACAUGUCUUUGAACCAAAAAGGAAAAACUUAGGUUAUUGA
Abrus precatorius (Indian licorice) is the source of this 1962-nucleotide messenger RNA. RefSeq names its product trifunctional UDP-glucose 4,6-dehydratase/UDP-4-keto-6-deoxy-D-glucose 3,5-epimerase/UDP-4-keto-L-rhamnose-reductase RHM1-like. Gene Ontology annotation, biological process: UDP-rhamnose biosynthetic process; flavonol biosynthetic process; auxin export across the plasma membrane. Gene Ontology annotation, molecular function: dTDP-glucose 4,6-dehydratase activity; UDP-glucose 4,6-dehydratase activity; UDP-L-rhamnose synthase activity. The coding region runs from base 1 to 1962 and encodes 653 amino acids. NCBI's taxonomy places the organism in Eukaryota, Viridiplantae, Streptophyta, Magnoliopsida, Fabales, Fabaceae. The transcript has 2 exons. The record is from RefSeq and is a predicted model, not a curated record.